Molecule: messenger RNA, 2634 nt
Organism: Anolis sagrei ordinatus
Lineage: Eukaryota; Metazoa; Chordata; Lepidosauria; Squamata; Anolidae
Gene: LETM1
Product: leucine zipper and EF-hand containing transmembrane protein 1
Biological process (GO): intracellular monoatomic cation homeostasis
Cellular component (GO): mitochondrial inner membrane
Molecular function (GO): ribosome binding; calcium ion binding
Source: RefSeq, a predicted model, not a curated record
CCGGCGCCUGUCCAAUAGGGUCCCUCUGAGGCCGGGAGUUGCUGUUUCCCCGGCCGGCGAAGGCUCUGCGCCUCUUCAGCGGGGAUGGCGUUCGUGCUGCUCAAGUGCUGCGGGCGGAGGGCGGCCUGCCUCCCGCGGCGCCUGCACUGGGAGGCCGAGGCUGGUCACUUGGAAAACCAUGCUUGUUUUGGCUGUACAUCCCUGAGGCUAACUAAUCACACGAAUGCUCAUUUUAAAUAUUGCACUAGUAUCUCCCCUGUUUACAUUUGCUCUUCAAGGAAUGGUUAUACUGGAACUGAAGGACCAGAAAAAAGGAACUUUACAGCACUGAGAGCACUUGACUUGUCGUCACUGUCCCCUAAUAGUGGCACUGUCACUUCUUCCUUAAUUUGGGGGUGUCACUAUCUUCCAGUACGGAAGUGGCAUUCUUCACAACCUUGUUAUGAUGACUCUAUGAUAGAAAAAUCCUUGAAGUCCCUCAAGGAUAAAAAUAAGAAAUUGGAAGAAGGAGGACCUGUAUAUAGUCCAACUGUAGAAGAAAAUAUAGUCAAAAAAUCACUUGGACAGAGGAUUGUUGAUGAACUAAAACAUUAUUAUCAUGGCUUUCGGUUGCUAUGGAUUGAUACAAAGAUUGCUGCAAGGAUGCUCUGGCAAAUUCUUCAUGGCAACACUUUAUCUCGGCGAGAACGAAGACAGUUUCUUCGUAUAUGCGCUGAUCUUUUCCGAUUGGUUCCUUUCCUCGUCUUUGUUGUUGUUCCAUUCAUGGAAUUCCUGCUUCCCGUAGCCUUAAAGCUGUUCCCUGGUAUGCUUCCCUCAACAUUUGAGACAAAGUCUAAGAAGGAAGAAAGAUUGAAGAAAGAACUAAGAGUAAAGCUUGAAGUGGCUAAAUUUCUUCAAGAUACCAUAGAAGAGAUAGCCUUAAAAAAUAAAGCUGCCAAAGGGAAUGCAACAAAAGAUUUUUCAACCUUCUUUCAAAAGAUCCGAGAAACUGGUGAAAGACCAAGCAAUGAAGAAAUUUUACGUUUCUCUAAACUAUUUGAAGAUGAAUUAACCCUUGAUAAUCUUACAAGACCUCAGCUUGUUGCUCUCUGCAAAUUGCUAGAACUUCAGUCAAUUGGGACCAAUAACUUUCUUCGCUUCCAGCUUAUAAUGAAGCUGAGAUCUAUCAGAGCAGAUGAUAAACUGAUAGCUGAGGAAGAUGUGGAUAGCCUAACAGUUAAAGAGCUACAAGCAGCUUGUCGAGCAAGAGGUAUGAGAGCACUUGGCGUAACAGAAGAUCGUUUAAAGGAGCAGCUUAAGCAGUGGUUAGAUUUGCAUCUGAAUCAAGAAAUCCCAACCUCAUUGCUUAUUUUAUCCAGAGCUAUGUACCUUCCAGAUACGCUGUCACCAGCUGACCAACUCAAAACAACUCUGCAAACACUACCUGAGAGUGUGGCCAAAGAAGCCCAGGUGAAAGCAGCAGAAGUGGAAGGAGAAAAGGUAGACAAUAAAGCUAGACUGGAAGCAACCCUUCAGGAGGAAGAAGCUAUUAAGAAAGAAAACCAAGAAAAGGAAUUGGAAAGGCUUUCAGAUGCAGCCGAGAAAGCUAAAGAGACCCUUCAAGUUGCUGAGAGGAAAGAGGUGGAGUCCACAAUAGAUCUUGAUGCUUCUGCCAUGCAUAUAAAAAAAAGCCAGAUAGAUAUUGAAGCUGAGCAAGAGCUGGCAAAGGUGGAUUUAACACUGCAUUCAGAGACACUGAAAGAUACAGCUCCAGUAUUGGAAGGCAUUAAGGGUGAAGAAAUAACCAAAGAAGAAAUUGACUUGCUAAAUGAUGCUUGUACCAAACUGAAGGAACAGAAGAAAUCUCUAACAAAGGAAAAAGAAGAACUUGAGGACCUCAGAGAUGAUGUGCAGGAAUACAGUGAGGAUUUGCAAGAGAUCAAAGAACUGUGUAAGACUGGACAAGAGGAAAUAGUUGAAGAAUCUAAAGCAAGCAAGAGACUCACUAAAAGAGUGAACCGAAUGAUUGGGCAGAUUGAUAAAAUUAUCCAGGAAUUGGAGACAGAUCAAAAAGUGGUAGACGGACAGUUGGAUAGUGGUGCUACUCCUCCUAUUGGAUUGUGUUUCCCAUUUAGGGAGAAUCUCAUCAGUAUCAAUGAACUUAUUAAUGUGAUGAAACAUAUCCAAAAGAUACCAGAAAGCAAACUGAAAAGGCUUGCAGAAGCACUGGAUGAAAACAAAGAUGGAAAAAUAGAUAUUGAUGAUGUUGUGAAGGUGGUAGAACUGAUUGACAAGGAAGAUAUUGAUAUUUCUACUAACCAAGUAGCAGAGAUCAUGUCACUGUUGCAAAAGGAAGAAAAACUGGAAGAGAAAGAGAAGACUAAAGAAAAAGCUGAGAAGGAAGCUCUGGAAGUGAAGAAUUAGUCCUUCUAAGGUUACGUGGCACAUCUUCUAUAUCUUGCCUGGCAUUUAUGAGAAGAGGAACAUCAGUCAUCUCUUGGCAAGUCAAAAAAGAGUCUCCGAUGAAAAACAGACAUCUUAUCAUUCCAUCUCAACAAGAGCAAUUUAGGACUUUUCAAUAUUUUUUCCCCUUUGGAAUCAGGCACACAGUUUCAUAUGCUGUGGUAAUUCAGUUGACUUCUGAAUGUAAAUUAG